This is a messenger RNA of Spirometra erinaceieuropaei, 550 nucleotides long. The record is from the annotation of a GenBank genome assembly. NCBI's taxonomy places the organism in Eukaryota, Metazoa, Platyhelminthes, Cestoda, Diphyllobothriidea, Diphyllobothriidae.
GGUGGUGGUGGUGGUAGUGGUGGUGGUGACGGCGACGACGACGACGCUGCUGCUGCUGCUGCUGCUGCUGCUGCUGAUGAUGAUGAUGAUGAUGAUGAUGAUGAUGAUGAUGAUGAUGAUGCCGCUGUUGUUGUUGUUGCCUUGUUGUCCUUUUUAAUGUCGUUGCUGCUGCCGCUACUGUUGCUGUUGUUGCAGUUCAAGGUCUUUGAUGCCGAACAAGUGAGACAGUGGUCCCAGCUAUCGGUCCACUUCAAUGACCCUUUUAGUAGCAAAUUAGCACUUCCUUAUCUCUCUAUCCAGCCAUAAGUACUAUAAUUAUCGCGUGAUAACUUUUCGACCCUGCCUUGGGGGUCUUAUGUGCCGUCAGACGCCUUCUCACACCCCUCGUAUUUAGCGUUGCACUCAGCCCGGAGGCAACCAUCAGGCACCAAUUCUCAAGAUCGAUAGACCUACUGACAUGGCGAAAAACACCUGGUCACAUGCAGCAUCUGAUACAUUUGUGAGCAAAACAACUGCGACUGAGAAACUGUCAGACUACUUCGGACGCUGA